CGAGCAAGAGGUAGCGCCACAUGUUAGCGAUGUUGCUGCAGCAAUAUUCUUCUUGAGUACUAUCGGACCGGAUUCACUCUUCCGCAUGAUACUCUGUAAACCGCCCUCGGAGAGAACACUUGAAGAGCUGGAGCUCGUCUAUGAGGAACUAUUGCACGUAAAGGCACUGACACAUUUAAGCACGAUGGUGAAGCGAGAGCUAGCAGCAGUUGUAUUUUUCGAGCAGCAUCAGCAUGCCGGACACGUGCUGUUCCGGCAGGGCGAUGAGGGUAAUUGUUGGUAUGUCGUCCUCAAAGGAUCUGUUGAUGUGAUCAUCCACGGAAAGGUGCGUCAACACAGCAUUUGCAAAAAAAAUGCGAUUUUAUCACCUGUUACGUUCAUUGAAUGUUACUAG
Molecule: messenger RNA, 394 nt
Organism: Gongylonema pulchrum
Lineage: Eukaryota; Metazoa; Nematoda; Chromadorea; Rhabditida; Gongylonematidae
Source: the annotation of a GenBank genome assembly